CCAUCGGUGCGGCGCGUGGAAACUUCUCGUUCGGUGCUCAGAGCAGGCGGUGCGACCUUACUUACGUGUCACGAUCGGUGUAACGAGAAGCAGCAUACUCCCAUGUCUUACACUGGAACAGGAACUUGCAGGUUCGGAAAGCCUGACGUCAUCUCUGCCACCGAGACCAGCCGAAAGGAUAGGGAGGGUGCCUGCAGGCACCCAGCCCCCAGUCGCCGGUCCAGUCGGGGUCCCACCAGGGCCCUGUUGCUGGCCCUGCUUUGUGUCCUCGUUACAGCUGCUAGCGCCAAAUCAAUGCCGAAGUGCAGAAUUCACCCGUUCCACCCGUGGUGUCGAGGUGUGGCUUCCCGCGCCCACCCUGAUCGAGACUCGCUGUCACCUCUGAGCGGAGCCCGGCUCAGCACACUGCUGAGAAAAUACAUCAGAGCCGACAGCAGACGGACAAGAGCCAUGGAGUCACUGAGCGAAUUCUUAAAAGAGGAGAGACCAGCUCUAGCUGAUCCGACGAGAGACAGCGAUACUCUGUUGCGUCGGCUUCUUCGCACGGCAAGGGACUCUCAAAAUGACGGAGCAGUCUUCGGUUGAAGAGGGAAGUGUCAACUGAGAGAUAUAGACAAAAGAGCUCUGAGACAUACGCGUGGUGUCAACAAAGUUACAAUACUCGGAUUCAGUUAUCACCAUGAACCGAUGGGGUUCAUGGGGUAUGAUACAUGGUCAUCAGGUCGAUUAUCAGCGCAUUGAAUGUUUGUUCAUUUUAGAACACCCACACUUUCGUAUACAGUAGAUGAAUACUCCAUGAUUGCGUCGGUGAGCAGAAAAUAAUACUAAUGAUAAAUGACACUCAUUACGGUGCCUAUCAGAAUGUCGAUUGUUUUCCAUUUUUUCAACUGUUUGCAUCUAAGGAUAUUGAUCUCAUUUAUAGACCUAUACUUACUUUGAUGUUCGUAGUAAAAGCUGCCUUCGAGCACAUAAGUAUUUAACAGUUAAUUACCUGCAUCAAAAACAGUGUUUAAUAAGGAUAAGGACAAACAGUUGAGGUGAUAAGCAGGCAUAAGCAAUUUUUGGACAAACAUAUAUUUAUAACUCGCAGUCGCUAUGUCAUAAGUGUAGAUCCUUCCAAGAAUAUUGUAUUUAGUUUAAAAUAUUUAAUAACUGUGUGUCAUGUGUCAAUAACUUUACUGCCACUCUGUAGGUCAUUCAGCAGUAAGCGAACAAAGACAACACACUCUAGUUCCGCCCAAGCACGGCUGAUCACUCAUCUUUUAUUGCUGUGCAUUUGCAUAUUUUUUAGUUGUAUUUUUACAUGCAUUUAAGCCAGAGGCAUGAUUAGAACAGAAAAUGGCAAUUUUCUAUCUUAUUUUUAUCAUACUUACAAUUACGUGCAUCUUCAGUUAUGUGCUGUUGGCUUGUUUCUAUUUUAAUGUUGCUUGAUGCCAAUGCAACAAAUAUACAGCAUGGAUGCAACUCUCAUCACAGCGAACAUGUAUGCAUGCAAAAGCGCGCAAGUGUUGACCUGAGCACAAGUUAAUUGUUGCUAGACAUUGUAGCAGUGUUAUACGAGGUAGCAGUAUGCUCCAUCCACUAUUUUUGCUUUCCAUUUGUAUUUAUUUCUUAUACAACUUUGCACUAGUGUUUAUUUAUUUUCCCAUUGACAGCCUGUUUUUUCUCAGUAUUUACUCUUUGUGAUAAGUGAGAGUUUUACAAUAAUAACCGUGUUGUGUGCCCGUCGUUUCGUAUUUAAAACGCUGUGAUGUGUUAAGUAAUGUUGAUGUUAUCAACGAUCGGUCAGCAGUUUCCUUUUGUGCUGGACUGGAUCGUUAUAUAGUGCGGUGGCGAUAUAUCUGAUGUCUUGGAUAAUAAAUGACCAGUGUGCAUACA
Messenger RNA from Amphibalanus amphitrite, 1878 nucleotides. RefSeq lists its product as uncharacterized. The transcript is spliced from 5 exons. The record is from RefSeq and is a predicted model, not a curated record. NCBI's taxonomy places the organism in Eukaryota, Metazoa, Arthropoda, Thecostraca, Balanomorpha, Balanidae. Bases 103 to 585 code for a protein of 160 amino acids.